Poeciliopsis prolifica (blackstripe livebearer) is the source of this 1870-nucleotide messenger RNA. RefSeq names its product centrosomal protein of 55 kDa-like. The record is from RefSeq and is a predicted model, not a curated record. Gene Ontology annotation, biological process: mitotic cytokinesis; regulation of phosphatidylinositol 3-kinase/protein kinase B signal transduction. The coding region runs from base 472 to 1629 and encodes 385 amino acids. The transcript has 10 exons. Lineage: Eukaryota; Metazoa; Chordata; Actinopteri; Cyprinodontiformes; Poeciliidae.
GGGAUUUCAAAUUUUCCCACGUAUUUUUUCUCUUUUGUCUUUGGCUUAUCUUCCUAACACGAUUAACUGCAACGGAACUUUGAGUUUGUACCAAAACGUUGCUGGAGUGAAAUAAUUGUUUUCUUUUUCUCCAAACGGAAGCUUUCGCGCCCAACGCUUGCGGAGAGUUUUGCCUCAAAAAAACAGGAUAACUCAGAAAAAUAAGGCCAUAUUUUGAUGUAGCAACCAACGUUUUCAGGUAAAACAAAAUGAAACCAAUUCUAACGAGUUUCGUUGAAAACGUUGUUGACCUUUACAUGUUAAAUUUCCAGAAAAGCACCGGUAGCGUUAGCUUAAUUUGUUCAGCUAGCUAAAUCUAACUUAGACAAUAAGACUGAAGAGCCGAGAACUUAUAAAUAUUUCUAAAAGAUCAAGACAGACAGAAGAGAAGCACUUACCAGAUCGGAAGAUGAUCUUCUUUGGGUAAUAAAGAUGACAGCCUAUAAAAAUAAUGCUUCACUCAAGAAAAAACUCAGCUUAGAGCUUGUAAGGAUCAUCAGCAUAUUAAAGAAGGAGAAUAUCCAGCUGAAGAAGAUUCUAGCUGAGGUGUCCCAUCAUCAUGCCGAACACAAUAAGCUUGUGGAGAAACUCCUCGCUCUUGAAACUCUGCGGCUCGAGAGUCGUCAGCAGCAGCAGCUUCCACCAAAAAAUGAAAAAACUACUUUGUCCUCAGAGGAUUCCCCAUCAUUCUCCAGCGAUGAAGCUGUCUCACAUCUUCAGCAUAAGCUCAACGAUGCUUUGGAAAAGAACAAGCAGUGGCUGGAUUAUGACCAGCAGAGAGAGGCCUAUGUUAGGGCAAUUCUGGACAAAAUGUUAUGGCUGGAGAAGCAUCUGAAUGAAACCAAUCAGGCCCACUCAAAGCAGCACAAUGAGGAGCAUUCAGAUGCAGAGCCACAAAGACAGCUUAAAGAACUCUUUGAAAGCCUCUUGAAACAGGCUGAUGUCUGGCUGGAUAUGCUUAAAAAACAAGUUGAAGUGACUCAUCAGGAGCUGAUCAUUGCUGAAAAACGGUUCAGAGCAAGAGAAGAAGAGUUGGAGGCUCUCGUCUACCAAAUGAAGAGUGAAACAAUAAGCAAAGGAAGCCCACAAGAAGAAUGUCUAAACUCUGAGGAGGAAGAGCAACAGCUGAGGGAGAAGACCCAAGAACUCCAAGCCAGGCUGAAGGAGGAGAAACGAAGGUCUACAAAUUUUGAGCUGCAGGCAAGCCUCUAUCAGAGGUACAUGUUAAACUAUCACCAUGCAGACCAGGAAAAGAUUACAGACCUGGAAAGACAGAUCAAGAUUUCUUCACAAGACCUUGAGGAUGCAAAGCGGGACAAUUCAUAUUUAAAGAAGCAAAUGCUCAGAAUUCUGAAGAAGCUACAUAGAGAAGACGGCCUUUCCCCAGAUCAGCCAAAGAGAGACCAGCAGGACCUUCACUCAUGUGAAGAGGCAAUGCCACCCUCCUCGUCCCCCAGAGACAGCCUGACGUCCUCUACUCACACCAGCGUGCUGAAUGAAAGCAUCCUGGAGUGUCCCAGCUGCCAGAAUGAGUACCCGGCCAGCGAAUACAGAGAGCUGCUGAAGCACCUGGAAACCUGUCUGGAAUGAAUCUACCCAUCAAAGUUCAGUUCUGUUUCUUUGUUUAGACGUCCUAGCGCAAGUUCAAUGCCUGUUAAUAAACUGCAAUUUUGCUUGAUGGUAUUUUAGAACCUCAGUUCUGAAAUGAUUUCAAAUUUAAUUGAAUUUUUAAAGCAUCGUUUUCAUUAAGAUAAAUGUAACUGAAGAUUUGUUCUGUUUCUUUGUGAAAAUAAAUUGAUGUAAAAUGACUGAUUAAACCUUUAAUAAUUGA